AGCAGCAGCAGCAGCACAACGCGCCAGACGAAGCGCACAUGACACGCGCGUGACCCGUCCGCCCACGCCUCGUCUCUCCACUUUCAUCACACAAUCACGAAUCACGAAUCGCGUCGUACCGCAGGUGCACUUGGGACUACUCACCACGAAACGGGACACACGACUCCACCCGAGUAGGCGGAAUUGACGCCUUGCCGCCAAAGAUUCUGCGAACACGGCUUGCUGAUCCAGCAAAGGUGAAGCGAUCCGAGCGAAGUUGGCGCAAUAUCACAAAAGGCACGAGUCCCACAGACCUUGCGUCAAGGUACUAUCACAUCAUGAUCCAACUGCCGACGCGUCGAUAGACACCUGCGAUCUGCGGCCAUCAGCAGUCGAGCGGAAGAGCACCAGCAGCUAGAAGCCACUGCACUUCCAAGCAAUCGAGUCCACAACAAACAAACACCCAGACUCCUCCUUGCAAUGCAAAAUAAGGCAUCCUCAUCCUCAUCGUCUUCUUCCUCGUCUACUUCCGCACCUGCACCUGCUCCCAUCUCGGUCAUGCCUGCACAGAGCGCAACUUCUGCUUCCAGCGCUCCGACAUCCUCCUCCUCUUCCUCCUCCUCCUCAUCCCCGGUCACCAAGACUCCGCCCAAGACGCCGCCGCGGAGUGCAGCUGGUGCGAGUUCUCGUGCCAAAGCAAGCGCUGCUUCUUCUACCUCAGUACCCGUCACUGCACCGGACUCUCCAGCAGAGACGCGUCGUGAACCGAGGGCAAGGAGCAAUGCUUUAUCUUCGAGUCCCAAGGGUAAAGAGAAGGAGACAGCGGUCGUAGUGACUGCACCCGUCCGCACGAGCUCCAAGCGGUUACACGAUGCUACCGGUUCCGCGUCUUCCCCUUCGAACAAAAACGCUCGGACAGACAAGAGGGCAAAAUCGCGAUCGCCGCAGAGGUCACCCAGGGGCGGAGGGCCUGCUCCGAGCGCCGGACGCCAAGCUGGAUCUCAAGAUAGAACUCCGAAUGCCGUAGGCGCGCUGGGUCAAGCAAAUCUCGCACCGGUUGAUUUGCAGGGCGCUGGUGCGCAGCUGCCCACUCCUCAGUCUGUUGGUCUGCAAGAGGAGGAAGCAGAGAUGAAGAAUAUUUUGGAUUCGAUGCCUAGAUGGGUCAAUCAGGAUGGUGACUUGUCAGGCGAUCUUUCCAACACGAGCACGUCAUCUGCAUCUUCGAGCGGAUUGGGCAUCAGCAGGGAAGACAGGUCAUUUGGGGACAAUAGGGAUGGUCCGCUGCAGACGUCCAGUACAGUAUCGCGUGGGGCUUAUCAUCAGUGCGGCACGGCUAGAAGAGUGAAGGUGUACGAGCUUCAAGGCGAUAGCUGGCAAGAUCGAGGCACGGGUUUCUGUGCUGGUGUGUACGAUGAGGGACGAGAUGAAGCUUUGCUGGCUGCUAGAGUCGAGGAUGCCUGCGAAGAUCUGCCGCUGGAGAAGAGCUCCUCCCCUGAGCCCAUGAGUGGAGGACCGUCCAGCGGUCAAGCAGGUGCAACUGCUACUGAGAACCCUGCAAGCCCGCAGAAAGCCGGACAAGAAGGCGCAUCAACUGCACAUGAAUCGCAAAAUUUCAUGGUCGUCAUCACCCCGACGCUAGAAGCGGACGACCUUCUACUUUUGACCACCGUAGUCAGAGAUGACGUGUAUCAAAGACAGCAAGAUACACUGAUCGUCUGGACGGAGCCGCAUGGGCAAGACAUGGCCCUCUCUUUCCAGGAGGCGGACGGGUGCCAAGAGAUCUGGGACUUCUUGCAAGAGGUGCAGAAGCACUUCAAUCUCAAUGCAGGAAGUUUGGAUGGGCCUGGAGGCGUCGAAGGAGGCGUAAGAAUGGGCGACGAAGGCUUCGAAUCGCCCCCCUUGACUCCAAAUCCUGAUAGUAGCCCGUCGGCGCUCGGACCUGCGGGACACGAUCCCUUUGGACCGAAUGGCGCUGCGUUUGUCCUUCCUGACCCGUCACUUGGUAACCUGGCCCUCAUCGAAAUGAGCAUCAAGGACGCUGCUGCUAGAAGUCCACAUGCCAGGGAGAAAAUUGCUGCAUGGAUGCUGCGGAGCAACUUCUUGCACAAGUUAUUGCCCAUAUUUAGUGAUGCGGAGGAUUUAGAGCAAUUGGAAGCUCUGCAUCGCCUUUGCUCCAUCACGCAGACCACUCUGAUGCUCAACGAACACUCGUUGCUGGAGCAAAUUUUGCAAGACGACGUUUUCUUGGGGGUUGUCGGCAUGCUAGAGUAUGAUCCCGAAUUCCCCACGCUCAAGGCUAGCUACAGAGACUUCCUUCAGAACACGACCAAGUUUCGGACUGUCGUGGACAUCGAAGACCCAGUGAUACUGGCAAAGAUACACCAGACGUAUCGUUUGCAAUACCUGCGGGACGUGAUCCUAGCUCGAGUGCUAGACGAUGCGAUGUUCUCGGUGUUGAACAGUUUCAUCUUCUUCCAUCAAGUAGACAUUGUCGGCUUUUGCUCUGCCAAUGCUUCUUUCCUGAACCGCUUCUUUUCGGUAUAUGGAGAGGUGACGAUUCCCCGACGGGCAGACGCACCCGGCGCGGCGCAGCACAUGAUGAUUGGCAAUGCGGCUAACGGACAGAAUGCGGGACUACCUCCCCCUCAAGGCGCCCCGAGCCUGCCGGACCGCGUCAUAGCCUAUCAGAAGCCACCUUCCGGACCGGGGACGCAGCAAAUGGCGGAAGGCGUCAUCUUCCUGCAACAGCUGUGCGCGAUGGGGAAACAGGUACAGCUACCCGCUCGGAUAGGCCUUUAUCGAUCCCUGGUAGAUUGGGGCUUACUGAGCGUUUUGGAGUGGGCUUUGCAGCUCAAGGGAGAGAUGAAGCUGCGCAAUGCGGCUGCGGAAGUGCUACUCACCAUCAUCGAGUACGACGUUAGCAGCGUGAGAGCGCACGCGCUCGCUCAAGCGGAAGCGAGCAUGAAGCCCAUCUCCACUCUUCUGGUAGAGUCGCUGCAUGCGGAGCAGGACCUAGGUCUCAAAGCUCAAAUGUCAGAGGCCACACGGGUCUUACUAGACACGUCCGCAGAGAUGGGCGCUGCUAAUCCGGUAGCUCAGACCCUGGCUGCUGCAGCUGCUGCAGCCGUCGGCUCUCGGCCCAAGGACGAGUCGGACCGGUUCUUGAAUCUGGUGUACGAGGGCGACAUUGAGCGACUGUUCUCGCCUUUCUUCUCGCUGCCGCUCUUCAAAGUUAUCGCCCCAGGGGCAAGCAUCGACUUGUCACCCAGGGCCCGAUCAGCCCUCUUUGCGCACCUUUGCGAUCUGCUCUGCUACGUCAUUGUGCACCACACCUUUCGGAGUCAGUACUUUAUCAUCACCUCCGACAUCGUUCGGCACGUCGUCAGCUUGCUGUAUGCGAGAGAGAAGCACAUCAGACUGGCGGCGUUGCGCUUCUUGAAGGCUUGCCUCACCAGGAAUAACCAGUACAUCAACAGGCACUUUGUCAAGGUUGAGCUGGUUGGAGCAGUACUGGCAGCGGUGGAGCACGAGAAGCACAGGGACAACCUGGUCGCGUCUGCAUGCUUGGACUUUUUCGCCUAUCUAAGAAGGGAAAAUGUCAAGCCUUUGAUCGCCCAGCUUGCGGAUAGCUUCGGAGAUCGAUUGCGUGCGCUUGCUACGGCGCCCCUUGUUGGCGGCGCCUUUCAAGCUCUUCUCGAUCAACACGAACGAAAUCUCUUCCCUGCACCCGAGGUUGGCGACAUGAGCGCCUCAGACGCUGCGGCGUCUUUGGCAGCAGAAAAGGAUCGGCGUCAGAGAGAUCUCGCGAGAAGAGGAGCUAAUCGGGCCACGAUGGAUUCGGAUGAAGAGAGCUACUUCAACGAUGAUUCAGACGACGAGAAUGUGGCUUCUCAAGGGCAGCAGCCUGUCGUGCCAUCGCACGACACAGGUGGUGGAUUUAUACUCGAGCCUCCCGGCGCUGUUGGUGCCAACGAAGGCUUUUCUCAACUGCCCUCCUCUGCGCCCAUGUCUCGCUCCUUGGUGGCGUAUGCGGACGACGACGAUGUCGAGGCCGAUGCAGACGCUGACGCGCAGGAGGUUGCCAAGAAGCUGGCAGUAGCAGAAGCGCCUGUUUCUUUGGCACCAAAGGCUGAGCCCACACUCAAGAGACGCAAAUCGCCGAUUCAGAAGAUGUCGGAGGUCAAGGAGGAGCAGCCGCGGCAGAAGCGCAGGCGAAGCGGAGCAGAUGCAGUAUCCUUGUCUGGUCCAUCGACGGGGCAAUUUGACGAUGCGGACGAAGAUGAGGAUAUCAUUGGUCGGCUGGCCAAGAGGCAGGCGCUCAAGAAUAAGGACAAGGACGAGGAUGAGGAGAGCGGCUUUUUGAGAGACAAGUCUGCUACGCCUGUCCCAUCUGCGAAUGCCGGCACUGCCUCGCCCUCCGCAACGCCCAGCUCGAACGAAAAGCAAAGCGGCUCCGCGACUAAUUCGAGCGCGCCAGGUCUCAAGAAGAUUUCUUUGGGUCUGUCGAGCUCCAGCAAGCGGAUGGCCGCCGCAACCAGUGCCGGCGGGGGCGCUGCGAACAAUGACGAACAAAAGUCCAAGUGAGGCGAAAAUGUUUGGGCGGCAGUCGAGGAAGGGAAUGGGGGAGGAGGGGGAAAGCGGAGAGGAAAUAAAGGUAGGACACUAAUGGCGCGCUUCAGCUCGGCGCACGGCGUUGCCGAUGGCACCGCAUUUCCGUCUUCUUUUCGUGUGUUUGUGCUCUCGAGGCUCGCGCCAUGUAUUACAGUAUGCUCUUUCGCGUGCUCGACAAAUGAGGAAAAACAAAUGUAGUGCACAGAAAGU
Messenger RNA from Ceraceosorus guamensis, 4800 nucleotides. RefSeq names its product DUF625-domain-containing protein. The transcript is spliced from 6 exons. The record is from RefSeq and is a predicted model, not a curated record. NCBI's taxonomy places the organism in Eukaryota, Fungi, Basidiomycota, Exobasidiomycetes, Ceraceosorales, Ceraceosoraceae. Gene Ontology annotation, cellular component: protein phosphatase 4 complex; nucleoplasm. Gene Ontology annotation, molecular function: protein phosphatase activator activity. Gene Ontology annotation, biological process: DNA damage response; protein dephosphorylation. The coding region runs from base 460 to 4563 and encodes 1367 amino acids.